GGGAGAAGUCUUAUAGGGGGGCGGGGGGGAAAGGGAAGCGGUUAGACAAGCCUUUCCUUCAGCUGCCACUGCCGCCGACGCCGACGUCGCUGCCGCCUCCUUCUAACCAUCCCCCCGGCAUUUGUCCUAGACCCACCGCACCCUAUACCGGCCCUGCCAGGCGAAAGUCGCGUUCCGGCUUCAGAUUUCGCAGCGCUCAAAGGGAGACGGAUAGGCUGAGAGGAGGGUCCAUUGAGCGAGGCGAAAAGACUCGAGCCGGGGCGGGGACCGGGGUCGGAGGCUCCCGGGAGAGCGGGAGCUGAGGAGAGAGGAAGGAAGGCAGGCAGGAAGGAAGGCCCCCAGCGCGAGCCACCCCCUCCCCCCCGACGCCGCCGGCUCUCGUCACCCGGGUCCCCCUCCCCGCAGGUCCGUGCCGCCACUGCUGCUCCCGCCGAGGCGGCGGCGGCGUAGUCCGCGUAGGCUGCCCCUUUCCGCCGCCCGCCCCUAGGGGGUCGCCGGCUCCCCUCUCCAGCUUUCCUGCGCCCGGCUCCCCCUCGGCCCCAGUCAUGGCGUGCGGAGCCACUUUGAAAAGGACUCUGGAUUUCGACCCGCUGCUGAGCCCGGCGUCCCCCAAGCGGCGGCGAUGUGCGCCAUUGUCGGCACCCGCCUCGGCCGCCGCCUCCCCGUCGUCGUCUGCAGCCGCCACCGCCGCCUCCUUCUCGGCCGCCGCCGCCUCACCGCAGAAAUACCUCCGGAUGGAGCCGUCCCCCUUCGGCGAGGUCUCUUCUCGCCUUACUACAGAACAAAUUCUGUACAACAUAAAACAAGAGUAUAAACGUAUGCAGAAGAGAAGACAUUUAGAAACUAGCUUCCAACAGACAGAUGCUUGCUGUUCUUCUGAUUCACAGCCACAUGCAUUUCUCCUCAAUGGACCAGCUUCUCCAGGCACUUCAUCUGCAGCAUCAUCACCAUUAAAAAAAGAACAGCCCCUAUUUACUCUAAGGCAGGUUGGGAUGAUCUGUGAACGUUUGCUGAAAGAACGUGAAGAAAAGGUUCGUGAAGAGUAUGAAGAAAUAUUGACCACAAAACUUGCAGAACAAUAUGACGCAUUUGUGAAAUUUACGCAUGAUCAGAUAAUGCGACGAUAUGGAGAACAGCCUGCUAGUUAUGUUUCAUGAAUCACGUUUCCUGCAUUUGUGGGCUGCCCAGUUCCCUGUUGAGUUGUUGCAAGUGGUCCCAGUUAAGACUUGCAGCAAUGCCAUAUUUCUUCCCCUCCCCCUGUGAACACAGGUUAUUUCAAGCUUUUGUCAGUGGCAACCACUCUUAGGCAGCAACUGAUUUUGGAGUGCUCCCUGAUGUCAAUACCAUCUGGAUGUGGACUGUUGCUACCUGUAUUAAUACCAGUGGCCUCAUUUGCUGUAUCAUUACAAUUUGGCUUCUUAUGUUAAUGAUAUGUUUGAAAAAGAUUAAAACUGGUGUUCUAGAAAAUGCCCUUCAUUGGUUGUGUAAAUAAAACUGUAGAAUGACACUUCGGAUUGAAGUUAGUGUGGUUUUAAUAACUGUGCACUACAACCAACCUGUAACCGUCAUUAAUAACUUAGAAUGUAAUCCCAGGACAAUUAAGCAAAUAGCCCGCAGUACUAUCUGUGAAAUAUAGUGAAGAAGGAGAGCAUUUCUGUAUUCCAGGACUUUGGGGGUGGGGUAGUUAAGAAUGGGUUUAUAUGAUUUCUUGUUUUGUAGUUUUUAUUUAUUCUAUCAGUCUUUUAACAAAUGUUUAUUGCUGCAUUUUUUUUUUUUCAGUGUAUCAUUGUUUUACUGCCCUUGUAGUACUGGAAUUUAGUUGGAAAAAUAAAACAUUUACUUCUAAUUUGUUUGUUUUUAAUGUGCAGAUGGGCUUUGUGCAGUGAACAAAUAAAAUUAAUAUUUGAAAUGCAAGCAUUUCCUAAGUGAAGGAACUGGAAGUUCUCAGAAUGAAGUUUAUCUCAAGUAAUCAAUGAUUUAGUGUUACUGUUUAAAACUUGGCUGAGUUGUUUUCUGGUCCUGAAGCAAUUUUCUACCUGAUUGCAGUGAUAGGAUUUGACUGGCACUAAAUUGCAGCUUAUACUUUUAGCUUCAGAAUUGUAAAUUUCAGUAGAAUGAAAAAGAUUUUGGGGAGGUUUUGAAGGUUAGUUAUUGGCAUGAACAAAGAUCUGAAAAUUUUUUUUUUAUCACUUGUUAAAAAUUUAACUUUUAAGUGCUGUUUUUAAGGGUGUUUUUUAUUUUUUGUUUUGUUUUGAAGCUAUGCCAGGGAUAAAUCAUUAUGCUAAAUUCCAGUAAUACAUUUGGCCAUAAAUAAUUGAAAAUGGGUUAACUUUUGGAAAUAUCCUAAGUGCAGCUUACUUUUUAAAAAUUAAAUACAUUUUAAAAUGUGCUUUCUGUAACAAAGCAAAGAGAUGUAUUUGAUGCUAUACCUUUUCCUUCCCCCUGGUGGCUUAUGUUGUUUUUCAUUAAUACUUGAAAGUAUUGGUUGUAACCUAAUGAAGACUAAAGGGGGGAAAGGAGGCAUGAAUGGAAGGGUAAUAAAUACAGUGACCCUGGGCUGUGGUUGUAAAUGUCACUUCAUCCUGUUUUCCUAGUCACUAACUUCCACACCUGGAAUUUUAGUGCCAACACAGUUGUAUUAAAAAAUCAGUAAUAGGGCUAUUAGGGCUACUUUUUAUACUUGAUACAGGGCGACACCAGUAUCUCACUAAAAGGAAAAUCAGUGCCUUUUUCCUUCCUUUUCCCCCUAUUCCACAAGGAAUGAUAUGACUUUUUUAGGUCACAGCAUUAAUAUAGUACAUUUUAGAUUUUAUUAAAGUACAGAAAUAAAAUUUCAUCUUAAUGAAAUUUCAUUAGAACAAAAACUUUGCCAAAUCUCAGUUUAUGGCCUUUCUUAAGCCACAAAAUUUGGGCAUUCUCUUAGAAUUCAUUUUAAUGGGAUUUGGAUAAUUGGAAACACUUUCUUCUAGUGAUGGGCCAGAUAUUUAGUUAGAUUUGAUAAGUCUCUCCCAGCCCCUUUCCCUAACCCCCUCACUUUCAGGCCUGUUCUCUUUGGAAUUACUUUUGUAGUGUUUUGCUAUUGACAGGUUGGUGAUUAAAGUAAUAGCUAGCUAGUCAGUGCUGUUAAUAAUUUAAAAGUAUUCUGUUACUAAGACCUAUCAUUUGUAGAUAUUGUAGGUAGCACACUGGCAAGCAGUUUUGUUGUUUUUGGUUUUUUUUUUUUUAAAACAAACUUAAAAUUUAGCUUCCCAUGGCCUUUUAGAACUCUCAAAUGGUGCUGUGAGAAAUAUGUUGCUCUAAUGUGAAUUAGUGCCAUAAAACCCUGUUUAACCAGAACACUCAAAUAUGCUUUGGGGGAGGGGGGAAGUCAAAGGGUUUUGGGGGUGGAGUGGGUGGGUGGGGGUAGGAGUUGCCUUUGAGGGAGAAGUCAAUCACAAAGCAUAUGAAUCUCAGGGAUUUAUUCUAACAUCUUCCAGGGUAUUUCUUGGCCUCAGUAUAGAUUCCAACCAGUCCCCUGUAUACUUUUGUAUAUACCUACACAGAGGCAAGUAAGUAGACUACUGUUUUAGACUUUUUCCAACACUUAAUAGGUAAACCCUUCCAAAAAAAAAAAUAACCCAGUUAGACUAUUUUAUUUUUAAAGUGUUUAGUUAAUUAUACUUUUACUUCAUCAUAAAUAAGGGAAUCGGGGCAAAUUGAAUGGCUUAGUCUAGUUUUUUCCCUCCAUGAUAAGCUGCCAUGGAUAAGGUAAGAGAGAGGCUUUGUACUUGCUUCUCAUGUAAUAUAAAAGCUAUUACCAAAAACAAAUUGACCUUGACCAAAUGUGAACACAAGAAAAUUUCUGAUUUCUGAAAUGAAAAUCAGACCUAGUAUUUGGACAAGUGAAGCAAAAUGGGGCUACUUUUAAACACUAUAGAAAAGGUAGCUAAAAAUAGAAGAAUCACAUGACAAACCUUUUCUAUAGUACAGCUUUGUUUACUUCUAAUUGUACCACUUGUAUUUUUUUCCCCUCUCUUAAGCAAGUACAUGUUUGAACUUGGCUAAGCUGCUAUAAAAGAAACCCUUUAAUAAAAAGGGUUAAAUUUCAGUUGUAAGAUGAGGACAUUGACUCUCUUCCAGCUUUGAUUUGAUAUCUUUGUUAUGUAUGUCUCAAGUACUGUGCAGAACAAAUUAAUCGAUUCCUUCAUAAAGGUACUGUCUCUAAUUUGAAUGGCUAUUUUAAUCAUGUUUAAAGCUUGUAUUAAAUAUUAUUCAGUACAUUUGUGGAAGUAUGUCUGUAAUCAAGUUCUUAAAAACUAUCCAAAAUUAAGAGGUAGGUGGGGAAGUCUAUAAACUCUUAAGGAAAUGAUCAAUUCUGACCAUUCCCAUGGGACUAUGUUUUCAAAGUAGAUAUAUUUCAAACACAAAGAAUUUCAUCACAUAUAACUUCCACAGACUUACUGAUUUUUAAAGAUGGAAGGGAUCUUAGAAAUCAAGUUUCAUAUGUCUUAAUUUUUUAUAAGGAAAAUGAAGCCCACAGUAGAGAGUACUUGACUGGCCAGGGCAAGUGAGCCAUACCAGGAUCUGAACCAACGUUGUUUUCAGAUGUCAAAUCCUAAGUUCUCUACCAUGAAGACUUGAGGGUUUUGGUUUUUGUUUUUUGAUAAUGUCCAUUUUCACAGACUAGGAGCCAAAAUCCUGGUCUAAAAUUUUUUCCUUCUACAGUACCUCUGUGAGAGAGAACUCUUCUGUUUGGACAUUUUAUUAGGCUACUUAAUUUUUUAAGAAGGACGAGGGACAUGUGAUAAGUUAUUUUUUCUUUGUUUAGGCACCUUUUUUUUUUCAAUUUUUAGGGAGAAGAUGAUAGGGAUAUAAAGCUGGGACUGAACUUGAAAAAAAAAAGAACUUUGAGAAUCUUAUGCUCUAUCCUACUUCCUCUUAAAAUAUUAAUUUCUUAGCAACACCAAAGCAUUUUACUUUACUCAAAUUUUGACCUACAACAAUCUGGGAUUUGAAACUAGGCCUUUAUAUGAUUGAAUUUAUUACCUAGAAUGUCACCUCUAUUAAGAAAUGAAAUGACUUAAGUUUACAUUGUACAUUUAAGAUAAUUCUGAAAUUUCUACACUGAUAAGACUGUUAAAACAUUUCUGAGACAGUCAUUUUUUCUUACUAAAGGCUGUUGCAUCCAUGUAACAAUGGAAUUACUUUAUACACAGCCAUGCAUAUAUAUUGUUCUUAUUUCCUUAAAUAGAAGCCUUCUGUAAUGGCUUAUAGAUUCAAGUAGAAUUUAGUAUUACCUAUCAGGAAUUUUGCUAUCUGGCAGCCUCACUAAAAAUGGCCUUUGAGUAGCCAUAAUAAGAUUCCCCAAAUCCCUUAUACUUAAUCAGUGAGUCCUUCAGCCCAUUUCACACACAUACACACCCAUGUCUAAUAAGCUUGGUUAACUGAUUUCUGACCCUCUCCCCAAUUUUUUUAAAUUUUUUUUUAAAAGAGAAAAAGGAAAGGGGGAACCACUACAGCUAAGCCCACUGAUUGAUAGCAAGAGUAGAAUCUGACAAAACCAUUGUUUCUACUUAAUCCAUCAGGUCUUUCCUCCCUUUCCCCCUCCAUAGAUCAUUAAUAUACUUAUAGCACGGUACAAUAGAUGUUCAUGAUAAUGCUGAACUAUCAGAAGAUUAAAUUGUAUUCCAUAUGCUAUUGAAGAAGGUAGGAAAAUACAGAUAAAAUUUGAUAUUAGAAGGGGUAAAACCUUCAGCUCUAUUCAAGGGUUUUUGAUAGCUGGGGAUUUACUGUACCAUUUCAUCUAGGAUAUAAGAUUACAUAGUCUACUAACAGCUUUGUUUAGAAAAUUAUAGGGUCUACUGAAUGUGAUGUGCUUUGAAUGUUGAUUGAAGCUGUCUUUUUGGGAAAAUGUUUACUGACACAGGAGUACUUGUAUUGGAAUAUUUAACAUACUGAUAUUCAUAAUAAAAUGACCUUUCCACACAUUGA
Antechinus flavipes (yellow-footed antechinus) is the source of this 5970-nucleotide messenger RNA. It is a transcript of the gene AKIRIN2, whose product is annotated as akirin 2. Gene Ontology annotation, cellular component: nucleus; chromatin. Bases 546 to 1157 code for a protein of 203 amino acids. The transcript is spliced from 5 exons. Gene Ontology annotation, molecular function: transcription coregulator activity. NCBI's taxonomy places the organism in Eukaryota, Metazoa, Chordata, Mammalia, Dasyuromorphia, Dasyuridae. Gene Ontology annotation, biological process: positive regulation of transcription by RNA polymerase II; positive regulation of innate immune response. The record is from RefSeq and is a predicted model, not a curated record.